AUGCCCAGUGCUGGGGGGAAGCGAGGGGGUAGGAGGGGUUGUGUGCUACAGUCAGCCGCAUGGAGGUGCAAUGAGUUGGUCCACGAGUCACUAGGCACCCCAUGCCCCAGUUCAGAAGUCUCCCCAUCACGCUGCAUUCCCCAAAAUUUUACCUGCCAGGUGCAUCAGGUGCACAAUCUUGUCUCUGCCAUAUCCACGGAAACGCUCGUCAUACCAGGGAACAUGCUCUCGCAGGACCAGUAUGUAGGGCUCGUAGCCCUGCAAUGCAGGCACAGGGGUUGGAUCAUGAUCUGCACGCAUAUCAGGGAGGUAGUUUCUGGAGCAUAG
Molecule: messenger RNA, 327 nt
Organism: Auxenochlorella protothecoides
Lineage: Eukaryota; Viridiplantae; Chlorophyta; Trebouxiophyceae; Chlorellales; Chlorellaceae
Exons: 1
Coding region: 1-327 (108 amino acids)
Source: RefSeq, a predicted model, not a curated record